AUGGCGUGGCAGAAAGUGCAGAAGAGGGCGUUUCACAAUGUGGUGGCUAGGUGGGAUAUUUUUCCAUAUGGUGGUAUGCAGGUAGAGGAUGGGGAGGUUGUCUCAUCGUUUUAUUUUUCGAAGAUUCUGGACAGAAGCAGGGCAGUGGACUUGUUUAACCUGUUCAGCUGUGUAGGGGAUACAGUGGAGGUGGUGAUACCUCCUAAGCGCAACAAAUUCGGUAAUCGUUUCGGGUUCGCGAGAUUUAAAGGAGUAAACGAUGAGAAACUUCUGGCUAUAAAACUUGACAACAUCAUUAUCGAUGGGAACAAGAUUCAUGUGAAUCAACCCAGAUUCGGUAGAGGCAGAAUAGAUGUAGGGAACAACAAUUCUGUAAAGGAGAACCAGACAAGGGGAGGACGUAAGGAGGAGUAUAAGGGGGGUUUUAUCAGAAGAGUGGGGAUUUCUAAGUCUUUUGUAGAUAUCGUUCAAGGAAACAACAAUUCUAUGGAGGACAAGGCUGACACACCUGCGUUAUGUUUCAAGUCUUCAUCUGAUGGUUUGGAUAGAUGGAAGAAGGCUUAUAUUGGUGAGGUGCUUUUUUCAGGCGAGUCAUAUAACAUACAAAUGCAUAUGGAGAUGGAAGGCUUUUUCUCCAUAAAAGUUCAUCCAAUGGGCGCGAACCUCUGCUUGUUGGAAGAGAUGGAGGAAGGUAUAAUCAAGGAACUCUUAGAUGAAGGUAAAUGGUGGUGGAAACAAUGGUUCAAGAACAUUAGACCAUGGCACACAAACGAUGUUGAUUCGGAGAGGGUUAUGUGGGUGAGGCUGUAUGGGGUGCCAUGCCAUGCUUGGUGCAGUGAGUUUUUUGAGAAAAUUGCAAACCUUUUAGGGAAUUUCGUGUGCGUAGAUGAGAACACAAGCGCAGCCGCUAAUCUGGAUAUUGCUAGGGUAAUGGUUAGGGUUCCUUUUAAUUUUGUUUUAAAGGAACAGUUAGUGGUUUCAGUUGAUGGAGAAAUUUUUUCUUUGGUGCUCCGUGAAGACACUUAUGGCCCAGUUAGGUUAUUGGAGAAGAAAACAGAAAUUCUCAACGGCGAAUCUAACUAUUCUUCCGAAUUCGAUGUGGACUCCAAUGAGGUUAAUGAGUUUCAAGAAGAGAUGGAACAUCAAGAUGGGCUUGAAGUUCAGGGGGCGGCGAAGAGUUGUGUGCGGUGGGGGAAAACCGGUCCGGCGAAGCGAACAAUUCUUUAA
Messenger RNA from Vicia villosa (hairy vetch), 1227 nucleotides. RefSeq lists its product as uncharacterized. NCBI's taxonomy places the organism in Eukaryota, Viridiplantae, Streptophyta, Magnoliopsida, Fabales, Fabaceae. Gene Ontology annotation, molecular function: nucleic acid binding. The transcript has a single exon. The record is from RefSeq and is a predicted model, not a curated record. Bases 1 to 1227 code for a protein of 408 amino acids.